CGGCUAGGCGUUAGCCCCGCAGGUAAACACACUGCCUGUCAUGGGAGAGGAAAGACGCCACUCAGUCUCAGUGUUUCCAGAAAGGUUGUCUGCUAUAAGUGGCACUCGACCUGGGAUUACACGGCUAACACGACGCUAAUACGAUGAGCUUGGGACAGUCGUACUGUCAAUACUGCGCUGGAAUUAGCUCUCCGUAGGAAAUGUAGAUAGUAUAUAUAUAAUGAGUGACAUCCACUAUCAGAGAAAUCGUACAUCCCACCAGGCCAGUCUGUCCUUUUGGGGAUGGGGGGGUCUCGGAGUCGUGCUGUUCCUCAUCACUUUCGGACCCUUUGCCAUAUUCUACCUGGCUUUUUAUAUCCUCUGCUUCAUUGGAGGGGGCUUUGCGGUCACUCUGCUGUAUGGGAAGAUCAACUCAGAGAAACACUUGGAGAAGUGCGAGCACUCUUAUUUGCCCCCUACACAAAUCGGUAUUUUGAAGACGUUGGAUGAGAUGAAGCUGGAGAUGAAACCUAUAAAGAUAGACAGACGACUGACUGGCUCCAGUUUCAUAGAUGAACCUCUGCAACAGGUGAUCCAGUUUGCUUUGAGAGAUUAUAUCCAGUACUGGUAUUACACUCUGAGCGAGGAUGAAUCUUUCUUAUUGGAGAUCAGACAAACGCUGCAGAACGCCCUCGUCCAGUUCUCCACACGGUCCAAAGAAGUGGACUGGCAGCCUUACUUCACCACCCGCCUGGUGGACGACUUUGCCACCCAUUUGCGUGUCUUUCGUAAAGCUCAGGAUCGUCUUCCAGACAGAGAGGAUAAACAAAGGGACAUAACGGAGGAGCUGAUUGACUCAUUCUUUGAGGCCGAAGUGGAGAUGGAAAGGAAGAUUUGUCGAGACGUAGUGUGCACUUCUCAUAAGGAUGAAGAAGGUUUCCUUCGAGACUUGUGUGAGUUGCUUCUGUAUCUGUUACUACCUCCUGGAGACUUCCACAACAAGAAUAUGCGAUACUUUUUAAGAGAGGUAUUGGCACGUGGUGUCCUCCUUCCUCUCGUUAACCAGCUGAGCGACCCAGACUACAUCAACCAGUUUGUCAUUUGGAUGAUCCGGGACUCCAGCUGUAACUAUGAAGCCUUUAUGAACAUCCUGAAGCUGACAGACAAGCCUGCUGAGUUGGAGGCCGUGAAGGACAAGGUGAUGGAGGAGCUGCAGUACCUGCGCUCACUGGACACAGCAGGAGAUGACAUCAAUGUGAUCAAGAACCAGAUAAACAGUCUUCUGUUUGUGAAGAAGGUGUGUGAAACCAGGAUCCAGAGACUACAGUCUGGCAAGGAAGUGGAUGCCUUGAAGCUGGCGGCCAACUUUGGCAAGCUGUGUGUCAUCCCACUGGAUCACAUCCUCGUCCACAACAUAGCCCUGCAGUUCUUCAUGGAUUUCAUGCAGGCGGCUGGUGCCCAGGCAGAGCUCUUCUUCUGGCUGACCGUGGAGGGCUACAGGGUGACGGCGCAGCAGCAGCUGGAGGCCAUGCAACGUUGGCAGAAAGACGGCAAGAAGCAACCCAGCACUACCAAGGGACUCCUGAAGGCAGCUGCGCUAGGCGUCUAUGAGCAAUACCUCUCUGACAAGGCCUCUCCAAGGGUUCAAGUAGACGAGGAGUCAAUAACACGUUUGGGAGAGAAGCUGCAGAAAGACGAUCCCACGCCAGAAAUAUUUGACGAUAUCCAGAGAAAGGUGUAUGACAUGAUGCUGCGUGAUGAGCGCUACUACCCAUCCUUCAAGCAGAGCCCCCUCUAUGUACGCAUGCUGGCUGAGUUGGACAUGCUCAAAGAGCCCAGCUACCGCGGCUCUGAUGACGGCGACGGAGAAUCAUUCAACGGCUCCCCGACAGGAAGCAUUAACUUGUCUCUGGAUGACUUGACCAACUCCUGCCAUGAGGAGUCGAUGCAGCUCCAUGCUUUCAUCUCAGACACAGUUGAUGCUUGUGUUCCCGGCUUCUGGGCUGCUGCAGGCGUCUGUAAUGAGCACGGGAAGACCUACGCGCUGUACGCCAUCACUGUAUUCAGACGCAACCCGGACGGCAGCGAGGAUUGCUGGAAGACAUACCGACGUUACUCUGACUUCCACGACUUCCACAUGAGGAUCACAGAGCAGUUUGAGAACUUGACGUCCAUCCUCAAGCUCCCAGGGAAGAAAACCUUCAAUAACAUGGACAGAGACUUUCUGGAGAAGAGGAAAAAAGACCUCAAUGCUUACCUACAAUGGCUGUUGGACCCAGAUAUAAUUAAGGCCUGCCCAACCCUUAUUCCUUACGUCUAUGACUUCCUAGAGAACAAAGCCUACAGCAAAGGCAAAGGAGACUUUGCACGCAAGAUAGACACAUUUGUGAAUCCUCUGAGGAGCUCCAUGAGGAACGUGUCCAACGCAGUGAAGUCCCUCCCUGACAGUCUGGCCGAGGGCAUGAACAAAGUGUCGGACAACAUGGGCCGCAUGUCCGAAAGGCUCGGCCAGGACAUCAAACAGUCCAUACUUAAGGUGCCUCCUCUCCUGCCCAAGUCCGACAUCGACCCUGAACACUGUCGAGUCUCCGCCCAGCUGGACGACAACGUGGACGACAACAUCCCGCUGCGAGUCAUGCUGCUGCUGAUGGACGAGGUGUUCGACCUCAAGGAGAAGAACCAGUGGCUGCGCAGGAACAUCAAGAACCUGCUGCAGCAGCUGAUCCGCGCCACGUACGGCGACACCAUCAAUAGGAAAAUUGUGGAUCAUGUGGACUUCUUGACUUCACCAGAGCAGGUGGCAGAUUACGUCAAGAAGUUCAGGGACUCCUAUUGGCCUAAUGGGAUUUUGGCUGAGACGCUGCCCCGCCGGGACAAGAGCAUCCGCAUGAGGACGAGAGUCGCUGCCAAGACCAGCCUGCUGGGUAUCAUGCCAGAUGAGUUGAAGCACAUCAUCGGUGCAGACACCACUCGUAAGGGCAUACUGCGCGUCUUCGACAUGUUCCAAUACCAGCCCAUGAACCGGCGACUGGUCUAUGUAUUCCUGGAGGGCUUCUUGGAGACCAUGUUCCCCCAGUACAAGUUCCCUGAGCUUUUCGUCAAGCUGCACUCCCGCUCGCCACGCAUCCACAGAUACAGCCAGAAACUCAAAUCUUCCUCCCUCAAGAGGUGACAGGAGCGAAGUGGAGACACACACACACACACACACACCGACUUAAGAGCUAAAUGUGAGAUAGGGGGAGGGGCUUAAUAUGAACUUGAAGGUAUGGAAACACUCCCAGUAACUGUCAUUUCUGUCAACAUACACCCAAAAACAAAGCAUUUGCAUCCAGACUGAACAUGGCAGUCUUUUAGUCAGCAUCAUUUUCCCCUCUCUGAUGUUUUUAGUUGUUUAUAGCUUCAGCGGGGCCAGUCAAUGCUGCUUUGUGGUGGUCCAAAGAGGCGGCCAUGAGUACUGUACUGUUUUUAAACUGCAGGAAUAGAUAGCAUAGACCCACACCUUGCCUUACCUUCCCACCUGCUUCUACGUUUGGCCUCCACCAUAAAGCUGAAGCGGCUGCAGCCCAACUCGCUCCCUUAAUGCUGUAGACAUUUUAACUACAAAAGCUGCACUCUAGUGUUUUUCAUAGCAACCAAAUGUGUCAAUAGCACUGGUUUAUGAGGCGCCGUUUUUAAAAUGUGACUGAACAAAAUAGGGCAUGAAUGGAUUUUUUUUAAGUGAUCUUGCAGCCUCAGUGCUUCUCUUGAAUCCUUUUGUGUUACAUCGUUUUGUCUCACAGACCUUACAGAGGAAGCCACGCCCCUUUAAUUAUAUCAAACCCUGAUGACCAAAGCUCAUGCUGUUCAUGUGUGCGUUCUGGUGUGAACAUAUGAAGAAACGAUGAUGCAAUGGGAUGACUUUCAUCAUCAUCAUGUGUGUUACAGUGGGGAGGUGGGAGGCUAAGCUGUCCAUCCCAGCACACUAAUAGUACGCGUCCAAGAAUGUAAUUGUGUGUUUGGCUUGUAAACAAUUUAGUGUGUGUGUGUUUGUUAUUAAGGAAGAUUUGUGUGGUAAAACUGUGCCAGUGUGGGCGAGUGAGGCGGCCUUAAGUUAACACACGGUGUAAAAGAGACGCACGCUCGGACAUGACUGAAUCCUUCACUAGAGAUAUGGACAAAUAUCCCUAAUCACUUUUUGUGCAAUAUUACUUUAAUGCAUGUGCAUUUUGAAUUCGUGUAUAGUCAAACGAGAUAUUCGUUAUUUUUUUUAAAA
Dunckerocampus dactyliophorus (ringed pipefish) is the source of this 4231-nucleotide messenger RNA. It is a transcript of the gene snx13, whose product is annotated as sorting nexin 13. Gene Ontology annotation, cellular component: early endosome. Bases 221 to 3151 code for a protein of 976 amino acids. Lineage: Eukaryota; Metazoa; Chordata; Actinopteri; Syngnathiformes; Syngnathidae. Gene Ontology annotation, molecular function: phosphatidylinositol binding. The transcript is spliced from 25 exons. The record is from RefSeq and is a predicted model, not a curated record.